AUGAGUGUAAAAAAACAACACGAAAUUGUUCAGUUGACUAAAGCUAUACAGACUCAUUGUAAUGAUGUACACUUACUAAUUGACUUUGGAGCUGGUUUGGGUUACCUUAGUGAGGCGUUGUGCAGCAUUAACAAAACCUGGCGGAUUCUGGGCAUAGAAGCAGAUAUGUGUCGAGUAAUGGGUGCACGUAAACGUCUGCGACAACAGAUACCUCAAAUGAGUGAACGUGUCACUUAUGUUGAGCAAUUUAUUGAACCGACUGCAGGCAAUGCGAUUAAAUAUCAUAUUUUGAGAAGUGGGUUGACUGGUCUGAAUAAAUGGGCUAUUAUAGGCUUACAUGCUUGUGCUGAUCUAUCGGUUACAUCUAUAAAGUUAUUUUUUGAAAUGGCAGAAGUUAAACAUUUGGUUAUCAUGCCAUGUUGUUAUCACAAGCUGAACGAAACUACCAGUGGUCACUUUUUAAAUUUUCCGUUGAGUACUGCAUUAAAGUCUGCGGUCACUGAAGGGGAUAUAAAUGUGCUGAACUACUUCAACCGUCCUUUUCUGCGCCUAGCUUGCCAAGAGACCAGUUCUCGUUGGCGACAUUGUUCAGAGGAUGAGCACGUUGCACACGGAGAGCAGAUGUUCUGGCGUGCCGUAGCCGAUGCCAUCAUUAACGAUGAAACGGAAGUAAUCGCAACUAUACCGAAAAGCCAACGACCUAACAAUGAUUGGAGUGAAAUGAGAAGUUUUUCAACUUUUCGACAGAUGUAUAAAGUAAGAUCAAAGGCAGCGGAUGCACAGUUUUUGGUGGCAGACAUGUGGAAUAAUGAGCACGAAGAUAAAUUUAAAAAAGUUGUUGAAAAAUAUGCUGAAGUUGGUCCCAAAUUGGCAGAAGCAUUGACUUGUUUGCAAACAACAAUACAGGUCAGUGACACUAUUAUAUCUGUGCUAACCUUGUAA
This is a messenger RNA of Bactrocera dorsalis (oriental fruit fly), 942 nucleotides long. RefSeq lists its product as uncharacterized. The coding region runs from base 1 to 942 and encodes 313 amino acids. Gene Ontology annotation, molecular function: rRNA (adenine-N6,N6-)-dimethyltransferase activity. The record is from RefSeq and is a predicted model, not a curated record. Gene Ontology annotation, biological process: rRNA modification. Lineage: Eukaryota; Metazoa; Arthropoda; Insecta; Diptera; Tephritidae. The transcript has a single exon.